Messenger RNA from Dama dama (fallow deer), 1827 nucleotides. RefSeq names its product acyl-coenzyme A synthetase ACSM1, mitochondrial. Lineage: Eukaryota; Metazoa; Chordata; Mammalia; Artiodactyla; Cervidae. Gene Ontology annotation, molecular function: fatty-acyl-CoA synthase activity; fatty acid ligase activity. The record is from RefSeq and is a predicted model, not a curated record. Gene Ontology annotation, cellular component: mitochondrial matrix. The transcript has 13 exons. Gene Ontology annotation, biological process: acyl-CoA metabolic process; fatty acid biosynthetic process. The coding region runs from base 1 to 1734 and encodes 577 amino acids.
AUGCAAAGGCUGAUGAAGUUUCGGGUCCUCUGGGGCAUCCACAUGUCCUGCCCUGGCUUCCACCAUGUCCCUCAGCACCUGCGCUGCCAAUCUUUAUCAGGAGCUGGAGCCCUAAGAUUGAAUGACUACGACAGACCUGAGGAAUUUAACUUUGCAAGUGAUGUACUGGACCACUGGACUCAAAUGGAGAAGGAGGGCAAGAGAAGUCCAAACCCAGCCCUGUGGUGGGUAAAUGAUCAAGGCGAUGAAGUGAAGUGGAGCUUCAGGGAGAUGACAGACUUAACCUGUCGCACAGCCAACGUCUUCACACAGGCCUGCGGCCUUCAGACGGGAGACCGUCUAGCCUUGAUUUUGCCUCGAGUGCCUGAGUGGUGGCUUGCGUCUGUGGGCUGCAUCCGAACAGGGGUCAUCUACAUGCCAGGGACCACCCAGAUGAAGGCCAAGGACAUUCUCUACCGACUACAAGUGUCUGAAGCCAAAGCCAUCGUGACCACAGAUACCCUUGCCCCAGAGGUGGAUUCUGUGGCACCUGAGUGUCCUUCUCUGAAAACCAAGCUCCUGGUGUCUGACCACAGCCGUGAAGGGUGGCUGGACUUCCGAUCGCUGAUUAAAUCAGCCUCCGCAGAUCACAUCUGUAUUAAGUCAAAGACCCUGGACCCAAUGGCCAUCUUCUUCACCAGUGGGACCACAGGCUUCCCCAAGAUGGCAAAGCACAGCCACGGAUUUGCUUUACGAUCCUAUUUCCCUGCAUGCAGGAAAUUGUUGCAGCUGAAGAUGUCUGAUGUCUUCUGGUGCCUGUCAGACACAGGCUGGAUUCUGGCUACCUUGGGGUGCCUAUUUGAACCAUGGACAUCGGGGUCUACAGUCUUUGCUCAUCAUCUGCCUCAGUUUGACCCUAAGGUCAUUAUAGAGACAUUGUUCAAAUAUCCAAUUACCCAAUGCCUUGCUGCACCCUCUGUAUAUCGAAUGAUUUUGCAGCAUAAUUUCACCAGUCUUAGGUUCCCCACUCUGGAACACUGCCUUACUGGUGGGGAAGCCCUGCUGCCCGAGGAGCAAGAACAGUGGAACAGACAGACAGGGGUUCUGCUCUACCAGGCCUACGGACAGUCAGAAACGGGAAUAGGUUGUGGCACUCUCCGGGGGAUGAAGAUCAAGCCAGGUUCCAUGGGGAAGGCCAUCCCACCCUUUGACAUUCAGAUCAUUGAUGACAAGGGCAAUAUCCAGCCUCCCAACACGGAAGGAAACAUUGGCAUCAGGAUCAAGCCCACCAGGCCCAUAGGCCUCUUCAUGUACUAUGAGAAUAACCCAGAGAAAACAGCUGAAGUGGAAUGUGGGGACUUUUAUAACACUGGGGACAAAGCAACUAUUGAUGAAGAGGGCUACUUCUGGUUCCUUGGGAGGAGUGAUGAUGUCAUCAAUGCAUCCGGGUACCGCAUUGGGCCGGCAGAAGUAGAGAAUGCCCUGGCAGAGCACCCAGCGGUGGCUGAGUCUGCUGUGGUGAGCAGCCCGGACCCGGCUCGAGGAGAGGUAGUGAAGGCAUUUAUUGUCCUGAAGCCAGAAUUCUCGUGCCGUGACCAAGAUGAGCUCAUCAAGGAGCUGCAGCAGCAUGUGAAGUCAGUGACGGCCCCUUACAAGUACCCAAGGAAAGUGGAGUUUGUCUCAGAGCUGCCCAAAACCAUCACUGGCAAGAUAAAAAGAAGUGAGCUUCGGAAGAAGGAGUUCGGUCAGAAGUAGUUGGCAAAAAACUCAGAAGUCAUCCUGCGAUCUUGGCCAAAUUCCUAACUGCCUCAGUUUCCUCAUGAUGGUGAGGAUGAGGAGAGGAAUGUU